This is a messenger RNA of Closterium sp. Naga37s-1, 2466 nucleotides long. NCBI's taxonomy places the organism in Eukaryota, Viridiplantae, Streptophyta, Zygnematophyceae, Desmidiales, Closteriaceae. The record is from the annotation of a GenBank genome assembly.
AUGGCUUCCGUGAUCUUCACCAUCCCGAUUGCCGUCAACUUUCUUGCAGCAAGUCUCAUAGUCACCACCAUCCAGAUCGCGCUCUCCAUUUUCGUGUUCCCCAUCAGCCCUCGCACUUACCGCAUCAUCAAUUGGUAUCUCAUGGGGUCCUUCUGGGCCAUGCUCAUCUGGCUCAUCGAGUGGUGGGGCCGCGUCGAGGUCCGGCUCUACGGCGAUCCCAAAGAUCACGCAUAUUACGGCAAGGAGAGCGCCUUGUGUGUGAGCAACCACCGCAGCGACGUUGACUGGGCCAUCGGCUGGGUUUUCUCCCAGAGGUGCGGCUGCCUUGGAGGCACGCGAGCACUGAUCAAGGAGGAGGCCAAGUGGAUGCCUGUGAUUGGCUGGUCCAUGUGGUUCUCUGAGUACCUCUUCAUCGCCCGUAACUACGCCACCGACCAGCGGAGAAUACUCGACGGCUACGCUCGGCUGCGCAGCUUUCCGCGGUUCUUCUGGGUGGCUCUGUUCAUGGAGGGCACGCGCUUCACGCCCGAGAAGCUCAAGGCGGCGCAGGAAUACGCCAAGGAGGCGGGGCUGCCCAUCCCCCGCCACGUGCUCGUGCCCCGCACCAAGGGCCUGGUGAUGUCAGUGGAGCAGAUGCGGGGCCACGCGGGGGCUAUCUAUGACUUCACCGUCAACUACCCCGUGGGGAAGAACCCCCCAACGUUCGCUAACAUUUUCAAGCGCAAGGCCUCGCAGAUUGACGUGUACUAUGAGCGGGUCCCCAUGGACCAAAUCCCUCAGGAUGCAGAGGGCAUCUCCAAGUGGUGCCAAGAAUCGUUCGUGAAAAAGGACAAGAACCUGGAUUAUUAUGUUGAACACAACGGCUUCGAUGAGAAAAUGAGGCUCAACACGACCAAGUCUCCGAAAUCCAUUUUGCACACGUGCUUCUGGACGGUUUUGAACUUCGUGGUAUAUGGCUGGAUCUUCACCCGGAACUUAUCGUCGAUCACCUUCACUUGGGCAACUUUGGGAUGGAUCGCUGUCGGCGUGGCUGCCGUACUCGGCGUAAUGCAAGUGCUUAUCAGGUUCACUCAAUCAGAGCACUCCACACCGGCAUCUCGCCUUAAUCGUGGAGGGGGAGGGGGAGGAGGGGAGGUCGACCAACGGUUUCCGGAGUCGAGUCCAACUGAUGAAGCUCCUGCCAAAGCAAACGUGAACGGACAUGAAGCACCCGCGCCAUCCGCACCAGAGCCGCCGAAACCCAAGGAACCAGAGAAGCCUCCAGCGCCAGCGCAGAGCGACAACGCGCUGAUGGGGCUGGACAUGCCGGCGGCGCCGUUCGAGCUGCGCACGUUCAAGUUCAAGGAGCUGCACAAGGCCACGCAGGGCUUUAAGGAGCCCGACAACGUGCUGGGCGAGGGCGGGUUCGGCAAGGUGUACAAGGGGUUUCUCAAGGACUGGGAGGGCAGCAAGGAUGCUUUUCCCAUCGCUGUGAAGAAGCUUAAUCCGAACAGUUUCCAGGGCCAGCAGGAAUGGCUGGCCGAAAUUCUGCUUCUGGGUCGUGUGCGCCAUCAGAACCUGGUGAAGCUCCUCGGAUACUGCGCGGAGAACGGGGAGGGUAUGCUGGUGUAUGAGUUCCUGGGCAAGGGCAGUCUUGACUACCAUCUCUUCCCUGAGCCCAAGGAGGAUGACCCUACCCCCCCCACGCCGCUGCCAUGGGAGAUAUUGUCCCCCAAACUGACAGCCUUUGCACUGGCCAAGGGAGUGGGCACUGACUAUACGGGAGCAGACACGGACCAAACCCACGUGACGACGCGCAUCAUGGGCACCAUGGGGUACCUCGACCCCAAGUACAUGGAAACCGGCCAGCUCACCCGCAUGCCUUGCCUGUGCACACACCAUCUUCAUACCCCUCCCCCCCCCCACCUUCCCCGCUUUCUCCUCCCCUCUCCCUGUCAUUUUCGCCCUCUCCCUUCGCUCCUUUUCCCUACCCAGGACUGGUCUGCGAAGCUGACGGAUUUCGGGCUGGCAAAGGGAGCGGACACGGACCAAACCCACGUGACGACGCGCAUCAUGGGCACCAUGGGGUACCUCGACCCCAAGUACAUGGAAACCGGCCAGCUCACCCGCAAAUCCGACGUCUACGCCUUCGGAGUCAUGCUCCUCGAGCUCCUCACAGGGAAACGCGCCAUGGAUCAAACGCAGCAGGGCAUGCCGCCGCUCACGGCCUGGGCGCAGCAGUAUUUGAACCAGCGAAAGCCGGAUAUUGGAGCUCUCGUCGACCCGUGUCUGCUGGAUCAGUUUACCACGAAGGCGGCGCAGCGGGCGGCACAUAAGCUGGCGAUCUCGGCAAAGCAUUGUAUCGAGGAGGAUCCGAACCUGCGGCCGCUGAUGAGUGAUAUGGUGGAGACGCUUCGCCCGCUGGUGGCUGCGGCUCAGGAGCAGUCGGCUGCUGCUGCUGCCAGCGCUGGAGGGGGCGGGGAGUAG